Molecule: messenger RNA, 1490 nt
Organism: Penaeus vannamei (Pacific white shrimp)
Lineage: Eukaryota; Metazoa; Arthropoda; Malacostraca; Decapoda; Penaeidae
Source: RefSeq, a predicted model, not a curated record
GUAAUGCGUCAGUGCUGGUCUGGCUGGGCUCAGAACCAGUUGUGUUCCCCGCGACGUCUGUCCUGUUCUUCAGCCAAGUGACAAAGUGGCGUGCGCGCAUUGCUCUCCAUGCUGGUUUCUACGCGAGGAUACAUUUACUCAAGAAGACAGUGGGGGAUAUAUGACAGUUUUUUUUAUUUCGCGUGUUUGUGUGUGUCUUUGACGAGAAUUCACGAGAACCGCAAGAGUAAAGAAACAGCUUAUCAUCUGUAUCUCGGCCAGAAACCUGAGAGCAGAGGAGGGAUUGCAAUGGCAUUGUGUGCCAGAACAUGUGUGACAGCUGUGUAUAUGUUCCUGAUGGCGGUCCUUCCUUCGAGAGCCGCGGCUGCCAAGGCUCUGCCGCCGUGGGAGUUUCACCAGUGCCACCUCCCGAGCGACCCCCUGCUGCACCCCGUGGCCCCCUACCAGCGCAAGAUCAUCAACCUGAACCGCAUGUACGACGUGUCGCACACCUUCAGGCUGGUCUACUACGGCUCCAACUACAACAGCGGCUGCGAGCUGCGGUCCGGCGUGCUCUACUACGUCCAGCGCCACAACAAAACCACUUUCACCUACAACCACCUGGAGGACGGCAGGGGAGUCACCUCGCUGUGCCCCGGCCAGAGACUAUGGCUGGGGUCCGAGUCCUACGGGUUCGUCUCCUGCGGGGAAGAGCACCAGGCGACGGCAGCAGCUUGGACGUGGUGGUCGGAGGUCCCGCUGUCGUACAUGUCCAUCAUCGCCAUCAGCGUCGCCUGCGCCUUCACCUUCGUCACCUUCGUGGCCGUCAUCGUGUGCCUGCUUCGGCGACGGCACGUGAAGGGCAAGGCCAGCCUCCCUCAGGUGGAUAUGUACUGAGCCCUUCGAGCGAGAUUCACGGCAAGGAUUGUGAGCGUUGGAGGCGAAGGCGAGGGGGAAGGAUUCUUAGAGGGACCGAAGACGAGGCUCAAGUAUUCAAGAGGAGGCGAAGGAAGGGCCAAGAAUCCUGGGAGGAAGUAGGAGGCGAGGAUCAGGUUCGAGGUUUCCGAGAGAAGAAACAAGACAAGCCUUAUGGAUUCGAAGACAAAAGAAAAUGCAACACGAUUCUAAGGAGGCUAAGACAACGCGCCACAAAAGCUGCUUUGGGAGCAGUGCCAGAAGACGCUGUGGACGGGCCAAGCGCUUGCACAGGUGUACAUAAUUUCGUCGUGCAGUGACGGUGCAGUGACGGCGACUGACGUGCGAGGGUAGUCUGCGCCCGUGCAUUUCUUCUUGCUUCCGCGCGUGGUGCUCUGAUUCGCUGACUCCCAUGGCGUCCAGUGCAAGAAAGAAGCGCCACAUGAAAAGUUGUGAUAUAAAGUGAUAUUCCAUUAUUGUUAUUAUUCUUGUUCAUUAUCAUUAUUCUCCCUCAUCCUUUUUGUACAUUACAUAUGCUCUUCCUUUAUGUGUUAUUCUGUAUUACCAUAAUUUAUUUAAUAAAUUCAAAGAAAUGC